Molecule: messenger RNA, 1518 nt
Organism: Closterium sp. NIES-65
Lineage: Eukaryota; Viridiplantae; Streptophyta; Zygnematophyceae; Desmidiales; Closteriaceae
Source: the annotation of a GenBank genome assembly
AUGCCGGCGAGCAAGCCGACUCUGCUCCUCGAUCUGCGCCUCACCAAUGCGUUGGACGACCAGCAGCCCACCCGCUGCCGCAACUCCUCCUGGCACGACGCCGUAUCCAAUUCAUUAUUCGACGCGACGCGGAGAGGCGACUCGCUACGCGCGGACGCAAGUGUGGGCGCCGCGGAGAAAUUUGCCGCACCGCACGGCCCGGGGGUGACGUUUGAGUCGACUUCGACGCAUAUGAGAGGAACCGGCGCCCGGGAAAGCCGAGCGUGGCUGGAAAUCGAGGAGGAGUGGAACGAGGAAGACGAAAGCGAGGAGGGCGACGAUGCGGCGAUGCUGGACGUCGACGCGUUUCUCGGGCGGCGGUUAACGCGCGAGCCGAGUUUUAGCAUCGAGGACGCGGCGCUGUACGGCCUGCCGGAGGAAGUGGCGACUCCGCGCCCCGCGUCAGCGCUAUUCACGGCGAGCGACAGCGAAGCAGCGGCGCUGCGGCUCGCGGUGAUGGAAGCGGAGGUCAACAUAGUCAUGGAGACGAACCGCCUCGUGUCCGCCAUCAAAUGCCAGCUCACCUCCCCCUGCUCCACCAUCCCGCCCCGCUCCCCUUCCGCCACGGGUACCACCUCCCCCUUUUCCCCUCCCCGAACCCGAACCUCCUGGGACUUCCGCUCCUUCUCCUCCCCUGCCUCCACCCCCUCCUCCGCCUCCGCCUCCGCCCACUCCGCCCUCUCCCCCUGGCGCCGGAAAACCCCCUCAGUGUCCCCCACUGCUGGGUGGGCCUCGCAAGUACCAGAGGAAGAGCCUGUCUUUGGUUCCCCCAUGGCUGAUCGCGCCAUCUCUCGCUCCCUCACCUCCUCGUCGCUUCUUCCCUGGCCGCGCUCGUCGCACAUCACCCGCUCCCACACGGCAUCGUGCGACCGCCUGCCUGCGAGCUUCGUGCCUCGCAGUGAGUCCAACUGCUCGGCGACUUCCUGUGCUGAUCGGUCACCGUUUGGUGGUGUGGCUGGUGGUGGUUGCGAGCGGAACAUCUCGCAAACACGCCUCCCGUCGUUUUCGAAUGGGACGGGAGGAGCUCCUGGCUUGAGUCGCAUAGCGGCGGGGCGGCUGCACAAGGAGCUGGCGGAGUGGCAGCGCAACCCGCCCCACGGAUUUGUGUACCACCCCAGUGACAACCUGCAGAGAUGGAGCAUAGACGUGCACGGGGCAGCGGGCACGCUGUAUGCAGGGGAGGUGUUUCAGCUGCAGGUCGACUUCCCCUCCAACUACCCACUCGAAGCCCCUCAGGUCAUAUUCUCGCGCAACCCACCAGUGCACCCACACAUCUACAGCAACGGCCACAUAUGCCUUGACAUCCUGUACGACUCGUGGUCGCCAGCCAUGACUGUCAGCGCAGUGUGUCUCUCCAUCCUCUCCAUGCUCUCCAGCUGCAAGGAGAAGGUGAGGCCGGCAGACAACGAUCGGUACGUGCAGCGCAGUGGCCAGUCCCCCAAGAACACGCGCUGGUGGUUUCACGACGACCAGGUGUAG